AUGCAUAUUCUUAGUGUGACAUGCAUUGAGAUUGACGUGAACUCUAGCUAUAAGAAGAAGCUUGUAGAGAUGGGGUCACAAUUUCACUAUUCUCCUGAACAGGAAAAUAAUGGGGUUUCAUCUCUUCCAACCAUUCUUCAACUGAGCUGUAGAUGUUCGAGGUCUCCUGCAUCAACUUCUACAAAUACCAACACCUCACAGUUUAUAGCAUGUAGAUAUUCAGAUAAUAGCAUACGAAUUUUUGAAUUUUCUUCCUCAUUACGAAACGGACUAGGAAUUAAGCUUGUCGAGGUUAUACACUUCCCUUCUCAACCUGCAAAUAUUGUACAUAUUUCAUGGCAACAUGCUACCAAAUGGGAUAUUUUUCAGCUUGCCAUUCUUUUUAGUGACAAUACUUUGAAAUUUUGGAAUUCUAAGAAAGGCCUUUUGGAUAUAACUCAUGCUCUUGAUGUAAAAAUACCCACUCUUCCUCUAGGAGGCAUAUUUCACAGCACAAUUUGCGAAUUCUCAUCUAAUCCUAUGGAGCUCUAUAUUAUUGGAAAUACUGGAAUUUAUAUUUAUGAUAUUCGAGAGCGAAAAUCAAAAUUACUUUUGGAAAUGGCUGGAAUUACAGCAUUUGCAAGAAAUUAUGAUCAUCCAUACAUGUACGCGAUCAGUACUCAAAAGAGAGUACUCAUUUAUGAUGAAAGAAUGGGAUCCCAAGAGCUCAUAUGUUUCAAUCUAUCUCCUGAGCAUGACGGACUUUCUGAAAUGUUUUUUUACAGUCACUCGGAUAGCGAGCUUUUACUAAUUGGAUACAAGUAUCAACGAGGGAUUGUUUGCUUUCCAAUCGAACCUUCUGCCAUUUUAAUGUCACAAAAAGACAAACCCCUCAAAGCAGAGUUGCCAUGGGACGAUUUGGAGAAAAUAUUUUCCACUAAAUGCAGAGGUUCUGGAAUACCAACGCCACUUGACACGUUCCAUGAUGCAACGCUUCUAAUUUCCCCAAACUUGAAACUAUUAGAAAGCACUCCUCACUUUUUAGUUGGUUGCACCGUAAUUCCACCCUCCGAUCCAUAUCCAUUCCUUAAAGUGUUUCAUACGAGUGAUGGAGGAGAUGUUUUUUGUCAAUGUGUCUAUGUGAAUACCACUCAAGUGACCUUCAAAGGUUCAAGAAAUUACGAUCGAAAAAGUACCGCUCUUGUUAAGGCUGCAACUGCUUUUGAAAAGUUGUACAAGUGGAAUCGAAAAGGGCAUCCUUCUGUUUUUGAAAGCAACGCCUAUUGUGAUUUGUAUUCAUUAUUGGCCUUUAAUAGACCUACGGGAGAGGAUCAAGUGAGCAGUGACAGGCAAACUAGUGGGGAAAAUGGAGAGGGCCGUUCCAUCGCAUCAACGUCUGUAGAAUCUGAUAGCGUGAUCACUGUGGACGCAACCAAGCUUGUGAAAAUCAUGACCACUGACACGACACAAUCACACAAUAUUUCCAAUGGAUUCGGUGCAGAGAAAAUACCAACACCAGAGGAAAUCAAUUUCAUUGUGAAUAACCUUAGAAACAAGUACAAAAAUUGUCACCAAUUUCUCGUUUUUCCACUCAUCAAUGUUCACCAAGAAUUGGUGGAAGAACACUUUUUUUCAUUCAGCUUGUCACUCAAAACGUUGGACACUAUUUUGACAAGCUCCAAAUGUUUUCAUCGAUGGAAAAUUGGAGACGAUCCUGAGAUCUAUUCCGAUAUUUAUUUUGCCUUAACAGACGAAGAGGAAAAACGAAUUAAGGGAGAAAUCACUCGCUCGAAACAAUCAAGACAAGAGGCCUCUCAAAAUAUUCUGGAUAUUCUUUUUGCUGGACAAGAAGAAGCUAGCGACCAUGAAAAGGAAGCAGCUGACCUUCUCAAGAAGAAGACAAGCAAGACCCCAAAAGAUGUCUCUUCAUUCUCUCAGCAAUCUGUACACUACUCACAAAACAACGACGAUGGGGAAGUGGAUCAUGAGAGUGACAGUGAUGAAGUAGUGGAGGAGGGAGAAGAACAUGAUGGAGAUCUGCAAAAGGAUGGCACAACAUCUGAAACCAAAACUAAGGACGGUAAUCAUGCUCAAGACAUUGUUGACUUUCUUCUGGGCGAAAAUGAUGAAGACAUCGAUGAAGCAGUAAUGGGCCAUAACAAUGGUGAUUUAACAAUGCAUGAUGAUAGCAGUAGUGACGAGGAGGGUGGGCUCCAAAAAGAAGAUGUUGUUUUUUCACGGAAUACUUCCAAUCCCAACUUGACAACAUCAAACAACUCAGAAAGGAUUUUCAACUCGAUGGUCCUUUCCAAAGAGAUGAGAAGAACGAUAUUCGUUACGAAAAUAUCACCGUAA
Naegleria lovaniensis is the source of this 2334-nucleotide messenger RNA. RefSeq lists its product as uncharacterized. The record is from RefSeq and is a predicted model, not a curated record. NCBI's taxonomy places the organism in Eukaryota, Heterolobosea, Eutetramitea, Acrasida, Naegleriidae. Gene Ontology annotation, molecular function: protein binding. The transcript has a single exon. The coding region runs from base 1 to 2334 and encodes 777 amino acids.